UCUACAACAACAGAGACUUCCAAAAUCACAACAAAACCUGACUCAUUACCUACAACAUCAACAGGGCUUUCAGCUGUUUCUACAACUGAAAUGCCUUCUUUAACAACUACUGCAAACAUAAUACUUGUGGCGACAAUAAAAAUGCAGUUCAGGUCUUCAGACUCAUUUGUAAAUGAACUCAAUUAUCCAACCUCUCAAGUUUACAAAGACAGGGAGAAGCGAGUUAAGGAAAUACUUGAAAUCCUCUUCAAAAACAACUUUGCUUCCUUCUUAAGAGUUAAUGUCCUAAGAUUCAGACCGGGGUCAGUCAUAACAGAGACAGAGUUAGUCUUCAACUCCACACAAUCGGCACCAUCAGCUGAAGUGAUUGAAACCACAUUAAGGGAUAACUCAAGUGUCAGUGCGCUGAACAUUAUUGUUGAAUCUAUCAUAGUCAAUGACGGCUCUACAAUCACAACAACUGCGGCUGAAAUAUCCACCACUAGUGCAGGAGAAACAUCUACAGCAACAGAGACUUCCACAAUCACAACAACUGCUCCUGAAACAUCCACCACUAGUGCAGCAGAAACAUCUACAACGACAGAGACUUCCACGACCACAACAACUGCAGCUGAAACAUCGACCACUAGUGCAGCAGAAACAUCUACAACGACAGAGGCUUCCACGAUCACAACUGCUCCUGAAACAUCCACCACUAGGGCAGCAGAAACAUCUACAACAACAAAGACUUCCACGAUCACAACUGCGCCUGAAACAUCCACCACCAGUUAG
Messenger RNA from Sinocyclocheilus anshuiensis, 771 nucleotides. Its product is annotated as cell wall protein DAN4-like. The coding region runs from base 91 to 771 and encodes 226 amino acids. The record is from RefSeq and is a predicted model, not a curated record. Lineage: Eukaryota; Metazoa; Chordata; Actinopteri; Cypriniformes; Cyprinidae. The transcript is spliced from 3 exons.